Molecule: messenger RNA, 2046 nt
Organism: Aspergillus ochraceoroseus IBT 24754
Lineage: Eukaryota; Fungi; Ascomycota; Eurotiomycetes; Eurotiales; Aspergillaceae
Exons: 1
Coding region: 29-1756 (575 amino acids)
Source: RefSeq, a predicted model, not a curated record
UGGAUUUCAUACUUCCAAGCAUCCCAAAAUGCUUCCACAUUGUCGCCGGUUCCCUCGAAUAUCGGGGUCCUCCCGUUUAGUACGUCCGCACCUCGCCCACCAUGGCGCUCAAAAUCCACCUUGCCGCCCGUUCACCCGAAAAUCGCCUCUUUUGAUUCUCUCACCUUCGUUGGGUCGACCCCAGCUUCCCUUUCUCUCCCCCUCUCCAAGCAGUCGCGCCCUUCCACCAUUGUCUGUUCAUCUUCGCCAGCACUUUGCGCGACUCAUUUCCACCGAGAGCCGCAAUCACUAUAAACGCCGCUUUUCGCGCGGGCUGCGGGUCAGCCUGUCCGUGACCGCUAUACUCGUCUUAUUCCAGGUGAUCAGGUUGGGCGUGUAUCAUGAAGAACUCGAGCACAAGUGGCCCACGCCGCCGGAAUGGACCUGGAAAAGUCGAUGGUGCCUGCGGUCGGCCCACGCCCAGCAAAACCCGGAACAGAUGGGCAAAGUGAUGACUAGUUGGCCGCAGGUUUCGGGAUUCCUGGGGGAGUUGCUGGCACGAUUGGAAGACAUGGAUGGUGAAGGAAAGGGAAUUGUGGAACAGGAGGAGGGUGGGAUCUUAGUGGAUGGUGUGGGCAAGACGGGAUUUGAUAUCUCGGCGAAGAGUGAACCAUGGAGACGGGGCUAUUUCGAGGCUCUUUUGGGAGCUGCCAGGGCCGCGGAGAAUCUCGAGGGUUGGUUGACGGACCGGAAGCAGCGUCUCUCAGCACCAGCGGCCUAUGUCAUUGGUCCAUCCAACCCCCGUCCGAAGCCCAUGCCACCGGGGCAGAAAGCCAUUCUGAAAGAAGAGGAUUGUGAGCCGGCAUCACCUAGCCCGGAGGUCUUCUACAUGAAGAUCCUGACUACUCGUGGAUUUGAUACGAGGCAAAAACUCGAUGCCGCUCUUGCGUAUGCGGACUGGCUGGACUAUAAGGGCUUGAAGGAUACCGCGGCUGAUAUGUAUUCUUGGGCGAUGGAUAUCGCAGCUGAGGGGUCACCAGUGGAUGCUGCAAAAGUGGUAGAUUUGAAGACAGGAAUCCUCAGGAACAACGGCAAAGAAUCUCCAUCUGAAAAUAUCUUUCGGGUAUCCACAGCGCUCGCAGUUCACCAUGCCCGACAAGGAAAUCUCGCUACAGCUCUAUCCAUCUUCACCUCCGUGCUAAAAGCCCGCCGUGACCUUCCGCCGGCGCCUCCUGGAGCUCUUCUUCCCCCCACUCAACCUUCAUUUCCCAAGCCAACUAACGACCCAUUCCGCUCUCUUUUCAACACUCUCAAAAUCGUUUUCACCCCGGUUCAAUACCCACCUCCCCUCCCCUCUGGAAACGAGCCCCCUCUUCGAACUACCAGCUCUGCCUGCGACGAGGCAGGGUUGAUGACCUACAUUGGCGAAAUCAUCUUCGCUUCCUCUUCAAAAGAAAAUGGUCUUGCCUGGACCCGUGACGCGGUCGACAUGGCCGAAACCACUCUCCUCGACCUCAAACCCGAACAUAGCAGCCCGCAACACCGCUGUGCUGAUUGCCUCCGUGUCGGCCUAGAGAACUGGAAAACAAUGGUCUCCCAACUGGUCGCCCAAGCUCGACAAGAUGAGCACGAAACUAUCGAGACAGCUAAGGCAUCGUGGUUCGGUCCCUCCCAGAAACAGAUCCAGGCCAAAACCAAGGAACGCAAGAGAUGGGAGGCUGAGAGUAUGAUCCUGGAUGAUCGAAUCAGAAGAAUCCGCCCCAUGAUCGGGGACUAAUCUGCAUUACAUGGAAUCUCCCUCCCUUUCCAUUCAAACAGCUAAUUGUUUUAUAUGCGUUUUGUAUGAUCUAGUGGGAUGCAUGCAGUCUCUCAUGAAUUUUUUUUCCCCUUCACUUCCACCCUGUCAUUUUUAUAUCAUCACCAGCUAGCUGUGUAUGUAAAUACAGCCUUUUUGUGUGGAGCUUCCAGUGAUUAUUUAUUUAAAAAAAAAUAGUCAUUUUUAUGUUUCUAGUUGAUAUGUAUGUAUUAUUAGAAGAGAAACCAAAAAAAAAAAAAAAAUUUAACACC